Messenger RNA from Penicillium odoratum, 1254 nucleotides. Its product is annotated as ketopantoate reductase family protein. Gene Ontology annotation, cellular component: mitochondrion; cytoplasm. Gene Ontology annotation, biological process: pantothenate biosynthetic process. The record is from RefSeq and is a predicted model, not a curated record. NCBI's taxonomy places the organism in Eukaryota, Fungi, Ascomycota, Eurotiomycetes, Eurotiales, Aspergillaceae. Gene Ontology annotation, molecular function: NADP binding; 2-dehydropantoate 2-reductase activity. The coding region runs from base 1 to 1254 and encodes 417 amino acids. The transcript has a single exon.
AUGCAAGAUGCGGAGGAGGCCUCUCGUGAGACUGCAAAAGCCCCAUUGUCCGGACGAGUACAUAUUCUCGGUAUUGGAAAUGUUGGAAGUUUCAUUGCACAUGCCCUCGCCUCCAGACAAUCCCGGCCACCUAUCACAUUGCUUCUGCACAGUUGGGCGGUCUACCAGUCCUUUCGCCGCAAAAAAAAGAGCAUUGCCAUCCAGUACAACGGAUUGGAUGACAUUAAGACUGGAUUUGAUGUUGAGGUCUUAUCCAAUGGUAUAUGGCAUGAAGUCUUGAAAGAUGAAGACAAAGAAAACGUCGAGUCAGAAAUUCCCCUUGAUCAGGUUGAGGAUAUCUCGACCGAUGUAAACUAUGAGCACAUUGAGUGUUUGAUUGUCGCUUCUAAGGCCAGCAUAACAAAAACAGCUAUCAAGGCUGUCAGACACCGACUGACGAAAGACUCAACUAUUGUCCUGGUGCAAAAUGGCAUGGGAGUUGUUGAAAUGCUCAAUCGUUCGCUAUUUCCGGAUCCAGAAAAUCGUCCGAAUUAUGUACAAGGGAUCGUCAGUCACGGUCUGAGCAGGCUUGAUAAAUUUCAGAUUUCCCAUCGCGGUGUUGGCACGAUGAUCUUCGCGCCGGUUGUUACAGAAGAAACUCCGGCGCUUCUGGCCGAGGAAGAUACCCAUUGGGCACCCACCACAAAAUAUAUUUUGCGUCUGUUGACCCUGACUCCGUCUUUGGUUGCUACGGCCGAAACACCUGCUGCCCUACUUCAAUAUCAGCUCGAGAAGCUAGCAGCGAAUUGCCUCAUCAAUCCCCUCACGGCACUUAAUGAUUGCACAAACGGCGAGCUACUCUACAUCUUUGACAUAACCCGAAUCAUGCGCUUGCUUCUAUUCGAAAUCUCUAGCGUGAUUUACGCUCUUCCUGAGCUUCGAGGAGUUCCCGGUAUCGAAGAGCGAUUCUCUCCAGAACGCCUGCGGCGAAUCACCAUGAAUAUUGCCAGUGCUACCUCAAAGAACACCAGUUCAAUGCUUCAAGAUGUGAGAUCAGGGUCUGAAACUGAAAUCGAUCAUAUGAACGGCUGGAUUGUGCGUCGGGGGGAGGAACUGGGUAUCCAAUGCACGUUAAACUACUUGGUGGGACUAAUGGUCAAAUCCAAGAUGAUUGUACAUCAACGAAGAGGCAAUGCCUCUAUUCCACUUGAUAUUGACGGCGUCCCUUCGGUCAGUGAGUUUGCCGAUCAAAUUACAAGCACCAAGGGGAAAUGA